UUAGUUAAAUGAUCUUAUUUUCUUACAUGAUGUAGGGAUUAGUUGAUGGGAAAUAUGGAUCGUCUUGACAAUCUAACUCCAUGCAAAAAAGCAAGAUCAAGACGAUCAAUGAUUUUGAAAGAAAAUCGUUCUAAACGUCUGAAAUUUAGUACUCACCCAACGAUUGAUUUCGAGACCAUGCAUAAUUCUCCAACAUGCUUGACACUGAGACAACCAUUCUCCGACUUGACUCCGUCAUUUCAAAACACUAAUUUUCAAUCACAACCUCCCACUGAGGGUUCAAAACCGAGCCAAUCAAGACAUGCUUUUAAAAGAAAUAGAAGGUGCAGCCAGAUAGACUCAUUAGGAACAAAUUUAUUAUCAAAUUUUUCGUCAAAGGCUAUUGUUAUUUCAAAUGAUCCGCCUUCUCAAUCAACCUUGGAAAAUAUACAAGAGCAUUCGGCUUAUCAGCAUAACAUAAUCAGUGAGCUUGGAAGUUCUUCUAAUACACCGACAUCAUGGGCAACUAACAAACCUGGUCGGGGUAGGCCUAGAACAAAGAUGGGAGUUCCAAAUCUAGCUUUGAACUUGAGCAGAAAGUUUCCUAUCGUUAACAAUAUAAUUGGGACAGCCACGUCUAAAGGGACAACAGAAUCAAACUCACAAACAAGACCAUCAGUCAACAAACCAGUCAGGGGGCGGCCUAGAAAAAUCUUGGGAGUUCCUAACCUGAGAGCAGGCCUGGAUACACAUACACUACCAACUUCAGCUGCAACACAGUCGUGCAGUACAAAUUGUCCGUCUUCUUCCGUAACUCAACCGCAACCAACAGUCACCAAAACAGGUAGGGGCCGGCCAAGAAAACAGUUGGGAGUUCCUAACCUGGCGUUCAACUUGAGCAGACAGUUUCCGGUCCAGAUCAAUGAACAUCAAACAGGGCUUUCUAAAGGCACACCCGAUUCAACUUCACAAAAUAGGUACAUGAUUUUAGAAUAUAAAUGA
Vicia villosa (hairy vetch) is the source of this 981-nucleotide messenger RNA. RefSeq lists its product as uncharacterized. Gene Ontology annotation, molecular function: DNA binding. Lineage: Eukaryota; Viridiplantae; Streptophyta; Magnoliopsida; Fabales; Fabaceae. The record is from RefSeq and is a predicted model, not a curated record. The transcript has 4 exons. Bases 46 to 981 code for a protein of 311 amino acids.